AUGAGGGAGGAGGUAAUAAGUUCGGGGGGCACGGUGGAUCCAUUUCCGAUCGCGCGAUCGGCCUCCCCAGCCCCGACUACGGCAGCCAGGUGAAAUUAACCUAAUUCGUCCUUGCACUCGUCGUUUCUUGCUCUGAAGUUGCGAUAGUAAAUUCCUAUUUUUCGAGGCGGAGCUGUUUGGAAUUGGCCUAGGUGGGAUUGUGGCUUCCAUUUUUUCGUCUCGGGUGGUUCCCUGGGGUUUGGGAUUUUGGAGAUUCUAGUUGUAUUAGUCGUUCUUUUAUCGUUCGGAGUAUGCUUUUGCCUUUUUUUGAGGGCUUUAAUGGGGAGGGUGUGGGACAGGGAUAUGAUAAGUUUUCUUUCAGUUCCCCAUCGUAGGACACCAGCUCUUCAGCUGGAUCGAAAGAUCUCCGUAGGGCAUCAAAGUUUCUGGGCUUUGGGAGUUAGUUGCUUGCGGUUAUCGUUUUAUGUUGGUUUCUGGUUGCAGUGGAGAGUCGAAGUUCUAUCGGAUUUCUGUGUAAUUGAUGCAUGUUUGAUGACUCAUGAUGCACACUUUUAGAAAAUUUAUUAUCUGGGUGUGUACCGAAGUGCCCAUCUCCUUUAGACACCCUUUUAGGGGCGUUGGUGAAGAAUACUUGUUACUUACAUUGGUGCACUGCAUAACAACUUCGAAAGCUUGCACACCACUCACCGGCAGUAGGAGCUGCUCUGGACAGUACUUGGCGCCCAUAUACAUGUCUCCAACUCUUCGUUUUUAUGGAAUUUUUUCAACGCAUUUGCUUUCUUUUUGUCUUAGAGUGAAAUGAAUUAUACAUUCUCCAAACGCCAUUAGCUUUCCUGAUUAUCAGAAUGUUUUUUUUUUGUAAUCAAACUCAUGCGCUUGAUUUAUUCUGUUUGAAUUUUUUCAUAGCCAAUUUAUGCAUGAAAAUCAUCUUUUAAAUAACUUGAAUGUUAGUCUUUGUGUAGGUGACACUUGUCUUGCCACCAUGGCAUAGAGGCUCUGGCCUAUCCCCUCGUUAUCAUCAAAUUUAUUGUGUUGGUUGAACAAUAUAUUUAUAUCUUUUUUGUAUUCCCGUGUUACUUUCUAUUUACGUUACUCCUGUUGAAGGUGGACUUCGCAGAAUUUGGAAGCAAGGUUUAACUUAAUGUCAAUAUGAAAAUUGCUCUGUUGCCUGUGUUUUUACUGAAAGACUGCAGUUAUUUCAUGCAGAGGGUAAUGCAUCUUGAUGAUUGGGUGUCGCCUGUUCAGUAUACUUUAUUUAAACUGUUUCUUGGUAUAUUUUAAACUUCACAUUGCAUAUGAUUCUUGAUUAAAUUUUUCUAGCUGGUUUACAGGGAACAACUUUUUGGCUACGCUUGACAUAGUCACUCAGCAUUUAUCAUUAUUUUUCUCUAUUCCGAUAACCCGGGGAAGCUUCCAUCCGUCUGAUAUUCAUCUUCGCUACCCCAUAUGCUUCCAGUUUUAAUGUUAUCUUCCCAUGCAAGUAUGUGGUUUUGCUAAUAUGGGUUAUUUGCAGUUCUGCUGGAGCAUCCUCACCAGCAGUUCAAGCAAAUGUUGGCAGCGUAGAUUAUCUUGGAAGCACCCAUGGCUCAAAAACAUGCUCACUGUCAUAUCUGGGCUCUCAAUGUCCGCGGACUUCUUUGAGUACAAAUGCUCGUGGUUCUGCUCUGGGAUAUUCACAGCCAUCAUGUAGACCAUGGGAAAGAGGAGAUUUAUUGUGUCGUCUUGCUACAUUUAAGCCAUCGAAUUGGUCUGGAAAACCAAAGGUUUUAAUCCAUGCCAGUCAUCCUUAAAGCUGAUAAAAAACCUCUUUGUGACAUCUUCUGCUCGCUGCUUUCUUGCCAUGUACAGGCCUUAAAUACUGUUACUCUGUCUCCCUUAUUACAAGUAUAUUGCAUGGCCUUCCUUGUUUGUGGUGUCCAUACUCUGAGUCCUGCCUCAACCUUAACAUCCAGAGGCAUAAUCACAUGAAAGUUCAAGUGCGUUUUAUUGGUGGCAACAAAAUAUGCUUUUACCUGAUCCGAUAUGAACCUAUUUCUGGCAAUCUAGCUAUGGACCGAAUCUAGCUUUGACAUCAUGUGAGCAUAGGUUUAGACAUGCCCUGAAUCUGGCUACUUAUUGUGAGUACAAUGAGCUGCCUUUUGUGUCACUUGUGUGUUGGGCCUUGCACUAUCGGAAAACACAUCAUUUGCAUUUUCUUCUCAAGUGGCAUGUUUGGGCUUUGCCACUGCUUCAUGUGUGUACCCGUUUACAACUCAGUGCCAGAUUACCUUAAGACACCUUUUUUGCUAAUGCUAAGAACUUAUUGAAGCACCUUUUGACUUUCAGGGUGCUGGUUCCCUUGACUGUGCUAGAAGAGGUUGGAUGAAUGUUGAUAUCAACAAAAUAGAAUGUGAAACAUGCAGUGUGCAGCUUAGUUUUACAGCAUCGGCCUCUUGGACGACAGUGGAAGGUAUCAUCCAGUGAUCCGCGCAUUUUGCUAUCAUUUUGAUCUCAUAUGUCUGUGAUACUAUAAAUUCAUUAAUCAGAUAGUCAUCUCAAGCCUGAACUAAUAGUUUGUUUUUCUUAUAUGUGUCUCUUUUAGCUGAUAAUUAUGGUGGAGUCUUUGUGGCACAACUUGAUUCAGGCCACAAAGUUGCUUGUCCAUGGAGAGGUAACUGCUGUGCUGAUAGUUUGGUGCAGUUCCCGCCAACUCCUCCUGCUGCUCUCAUUGGUGGUUAUAAGGAUCGUUAUGACGGGCUCUUGCAAUUUCAUUCUCUUCCUGUUGUUGCUUUAUCCGUACUUGAUAAAAUGAGACAAUCUAGGGGCACUCAGAUUGACCGUUUUCUAUCUCAGUCCUAUGCCUUCUUAGUUGGGGAAUUAAGUUUAAGGAUGGAUAACAUAAAUGGAACAGAAUUCUCUCAUGAGGAGGCAUUGUCUGCUUAUAAUCAGGUAAAUUUAUCUGUUUCUCUAUUCUCAAAUUCGCAUAAUGCUCGUCACUCAGCAGCAUAAUUGCAGAUGAAUAUAGCCCUCAUAUGAAUUUUCUUAGAUUUUAUUCUUAUUUGUUUGAUGAGUAGGCUCAGAAGCUGAUAAGCUUAUGUGGAUGGGAGCCUCGAUGGCUUCCAAAUGUGCAAGACUUUGAGGAGCAUUCUGCUCAAUCUGCCAGGUAUGGAUGUUCGUUUGAUCCGACAGUGGAUAAGUUUCGUCCUUCACAAGAUUGUGGGUUCAGCAAGAACGCCGUUUCUGCUUCUGCCAUGAAAGAGACUGGGAAGAAAAAAAUCUCAGUGCCUGCAUCCAGGUUGAGUUCAAGGUCACCCCUGCUUGACUGCAGCUUGUGUGGUGUUACAGUGAGAAUUUGGGACUUUUCAACAGUUUUUCGUCCUGCUCGAUUUGGUUCUAACAACGUGGACACACCUGAAACAAGCAAAAAACUAGUUUUGACACGUGGAAUUAGUGCUGCUAGUGGAAUCAGCGGAUGGGUUCCCACUGAUGGAGUUGGUAAAGAUCAAACUGAAGACCGUGAUGAGGCUGCAACAACAGAUGUAGUUAAGUCAUUGUCAAAUGCUGGUGUGGAUUUAAAUCUCACCAUGGCAGGAGGGUUACCACCUAACCAGUUCAACGAACCAGCAACAGCUGAACGAUUUGAUGACGGUGGUAUGGGAAGAGAUCUAGUGAUUGGGCAGCCAUCCGGAAGUGAGGUUGGUGAUCGUGCAGCUUCAUUUGAAUCAAGAGGUCCAAGCACUAGGAAGCGUAGUCUGGAAGAAGGUGGGAGUACAGUUGACAGGCCACUUGACAAGAUCCAGCAGGCUGAUAGCAUUGAAGCAACUGUAAUUGAUCGUGAUGGUGACGAAGUUGAUGACAGUAGACAAUACUCAGAUGGCCCUUUCAAGCGUGCCCGUGGCUUGGACAUCUUUUCCACCUACCAAUCAUCCAGAAGGAUAGAUUCUUCUGGUGCUGGACCAAGCCAUGGGAUGAUUUUUGACAUCGAUAUAGAUGUCAACAGAGCUGAUCCUUUCAGGGAAGAGAGUGACCUGGUUGCUGGUCCUGUGUUCACUAGAGAUUCAGCUCGGGCAUCUUCUGUCAUUGCAAUGGAUACAAUAUGUCAUAGUGCUAUGGAGGACUCAAUGGAAAGUGUUGAGAACUAUCCUGGAGAUGCUACUGAUGAUGCUCAUUUUUCUUCUCCUAAGAACCUUGACAUGCAGGAUGCAUUCGGAUACAACUACGGUCAUCAAGCCCAGCAGAGCGCAUGUGUGCAACCAGCAGCUGGAAGUGUGGCUAGAGAAAUGGGAGUCAGCAGCACAAAUGCAGAGGAACUAUUGAAUGCGGAAACCGGUACAGUUCAUGGUAGGGAUACGUUUAGCAUUGGAAUCAGUGGUGGGAGUGUUGGAAUGGGGGCAAGCCAUGAAGCCGAAAUCCGUGGUGCUGAGUUUUCUGUCCACAGGGCAGACAGUGUUGCCAGAUAUGCAGACCAAGUAGCAGAUGUUACUGAGCAUCAUGGUCAGACUGGAGAGUCUACUCCAGAUCCUGGACUAAUGGGCGAGUUCGUCCCAGAGGAGAUGGACAGAGAAGAUCCUCAUGGUGACAGUCAGGAUGUGAUUUCUAGAUCAGCUGUAAGGGCCGACAGUGGUUCAAAAGUCUAUGGCUUGACCAAAGCCGAAUCUGUUGAAAGUGGGCAGAAGAUCAGCCGUGCUUUUUUCAAUGACAGUGGUGCGCAUCCUUCCCUCUCUUGCAAUGCUGUGAUAUACUCUGGUUACGAGGUAUCCAAGGAAGAAGUGACACAGGCUGGCAAGGCUUCCAUCACUGAUGACUGUGUCUUGGCAGAGUCGGAUUAUGCGGCAAAUGGGAUAGGUAAUCAGCUUGACUAUCUGUUCCCUUUCCAUUGCUGUGUUUAAGCCAUCUUAUAGAAAGGGAGCCACUUUUCUGACGACUUCAUGAAUUUUAUGUGUCUCUUUAAGGUUUUACUUGUCACUGUUGAAUCCAUAAAUAAAUAUGGUUCAUGUGUCCCAAGAUAAUGUGGUAAUUGAAUUAGAUCUUAUUCAAACAAGAUAACCCUGAAUACCCAUUGGACUACAGUUUCAUCUUCAUGUCACCCCAAAUUCCGUGCCAAGUUUAGCUGAUCAGAAACUUCAGUUUUUUUUUCUGAAAUAACAUUUUUGCCGAACUAUCACCUGGGGUCUGUGUUUAUGUAGGAAAAUGCUGUUCUUUCAUUUCAUUCGUCUAUGGUGUACAUAGACGACUGUGAUGACGGUGAUGUGACUUCCCUGUUAAAUGGCAUAUCAAUUUAAAAAUAGUCUAACAUGAAAGACUAACAAAGGUGUUUAUGUAUCGUUUCUGCUUCACUGUAAUUUUUCUUCUCCUUCCCUAGUGCCCGUGAACGGAGAGAAUGAUUUUGAAGGGGGGGCUGGAGAAUUUGAUCCGAUCCAGUAUCACCAUUAUUUUUGCCCCUGGGUCAACGGCAAUGUUGCGGCCGCUGGCUGUGCCAGCAGCAGCAGCUCGACCUCCAGCUCUUCUGCGGCUGCACUGUGUGGCUGGCAGCUGACAUUGGAUGCUUUGGAUGCUUACCAGUCCCUUGGGCACAUUCCAAACCAAACUCUGGAGUCUGAGUCCGCAGCUUCUCUCUACAAGGUAACCCGUUCUGCUGCUGUUUCCUCCCGACCUCUGUAGUGAUUCUGUAAACCAGUGAAUUUCGAAGGUCACUAAUUGGCCUAUUAUUGUGAUGAAUGUUCUUUUCCCUGAUCAAUUCCUUCGAAAGCAUCCCCUUCACUCUGCCACUCCUUCAGUUCAUUCCAGCUCAAUUUUGCUCGUCUCUGACCAAUUCCUGUUGUCCCAAAUCCAACCCACUUUCUGAUAAUGUCUAAGCCUCUACUGCAUUGUCUAUCUCUUCAAUAAUCGGUCGUUGCUUUCCAUUACCUCUGUCUGUUGUUCUUUUUUGCUCGCAGGACGAGCACCUCACUCCAAGCACCAAGCUGUUGAGACGCAGCUCGACAACCAAGAGCCAUGGACAACUGUGA
Molecule: messenger RNA, 5987 nt
Organism: Spirodela intermedia
Lineage: Eukaryota; Viridiplantae; Streptophyta; Magnoliopsida; Alismatales; Araceae
Source: the annotation of a GenBank genome assembly